Messenger RNA from Botrytis byssoidea, 996 nucleotides. RefSeq lists its product as uncharacterized. Gene Ontology annotation, biological process: fatty acid elongation. Lineage: Eukaryota; Fungi; Ascomycota; Leotiomycetes; Helotiales; Sclerotiniaceae. Gene Ontology annotation, cellular component: endoplasmic reticulum. The transcript has 2 exons. Gene Ontology annotation, molecular function: ketoreductase activity. The coding region runs from base 1 to 996 and encodes 331 amino acids. The record is from RefSeq and is a predicted model, not a curated record.
AUGGUUCUCGAUACUAUUCUGCCAAAGGCUGUCCUUACUGGACUUGCUGGUAUUGGAGCUUUCAUUGUCGCUGGCAAAGUCAUUAGCUACAUCCAGCUUUUAUUAAGUCUUUUCGUCCUAUCAGGAAAGAAUCUUCGAACCUACGGAAAGAAAGGAACUUGGGCAGUAGUGACUGGUGCUUCUGAUGGCCUCGGCAAAGAAUAUGCAAUUCAACUUGCCCAGAAAGGAUUCAAUAUUGUCCUUGUCUCCCGCACCGAAUCGAAACUUCAAACUCUUGCCUCCGAAAUCCAAACCAAAUAUGCCGGUUCAAAUAUCCAGACAAAGAUUCUCGCCAUGGAUUUCGCUGCCAAUAGGGAUGAGGAUUAUGCAAAGUUGAAGGCUCUUGUUGAUGGACUUGAUGUAGGAAUCUUGGUCAACAAUGUUGGACAAAGUCACAGCAUUCCAGUGCCAUUUAUUCAGACACCAAAGGAGGAAAUAAGAGAUAUCAUUACCAUCAACUGCACAGGUACACUUCGAGUUACUCAAAUUGUAGCACCUGGAAUGGUUCAACGCAAACGCGGGUUGAUCUUAACUAUGGGUUCAUUUGGUGGAUGGUUACCGACUCCAUUACUAGCUACAUACUCUGGAAGCAAGGCAUUCUUACAACAAUGGUCAACAUCUCUUGGAGGCGAACUUAAGGGCACAGGCGUCGACGUCGAGUUAGUAUUAAGCUACCUUGUUACUACCGCAAUGAGCAAGAUUCGACGUACCAGCAUGUUUAUUCCAAACCCAAGAACAUUUGUCAAGACUACUCUGGCCAAGAUUGGUAGAAGUGGAGGAGCUCAGAAAAUGGCUUAUACAAGUACACCAUUUUGGGGUCAUGCGUUAAUGCAAUGGUGGUUAGAAAAUACCUUAGGAGUUGGGGGGUCGUUUGUAGUAGAUCAAAAUAAAGGCAUGCACCAGAGUAUCAGAACCAGAGCUUUGAAGAAAGCCGAAAGGGAUGCUAAGAAGGCAUGA